Messenger RNA from Chlamydomonas reinhardtii, 1181 nucleotides. RefSeq lists its product as uncharacterized. The transcript has 3 exons. The record is from RefSeq and is a predicted model, not a curated record. Bases 275 to 757 code for a protein of 160 amino acids. NCBI's taxonomy places the organism in Eukaryota, Viridiplantae, Chlorophyta, Chlorophyceae, Chlamydomonadales, Chlamydomonadaceae.
GACAACUUAGCUUAGCUGCAACAGUAUUCAUCAAAGCAAUUUGUAUUCGGAACCCACAGUCGCUAGCGCUGGAGCGCUCGACAACACGUAGAAUGAGCUCCUUACGUACCAUUUCAUUAGGUGCUAGCGUUGCAACAAUGAAAGGGGUGCCGGCAAGCUGGCAGAGUCAGGGUUUCCCCCUGCCUGCUGGUGCGACUCGCGUUGCGUGCCUCAAGCGGCAAAGGGCAGCAGGGCGCAAGCCGAGCAAGCUGAGCAAAGGACCGCCUCAAAGGUAAUGCCGGGGCUGGGGGCCUCGUCGUGGUCAGCCAGCAAGGCCACGACGUCCGCUGCCCGCCGGCACCGCCAGGAGGCGGCGGAAGUGGUGGCGCCCCCGGGAGCGGCGGUGGCGCCGGCAGCGGCGGCGGCAGUGGAAGCAGCGGCGCUGGCGGAAGCGGCAGCGCUGGCGGAAGGGGCGGUGCUGGCAGAAGCGGCGGCGGCGGUGGGAGCGCAGGCGGCACGGCCGCCGCCGGCAGUGGCUCGGGUAGCGCCGGCGCCACGGCUGCCUUCCGCCGGCCAUGUCGAGCCUUGCCGGAGCGCGGCGUUACCGGAACUGGCCACAGCCUCCGUCAGGGGGCUUCCAGGGCUAUGCACCAGGGACGUGUUCAGUGGCAAUGUGGCAAUGGUGGCGGUGGUGUAUGUGUGUGUGUGUAUGGUGGUGGGCCUCCCGCACGCAGCCCGAGUUUUGGCGUCUGCACUGGACCACCAGUGCGCCGGUUGAAGUUCGGUUCGUCGGUCUGAAGUUCUGAUGCAUGAGUGAUGCGUGCGAAGUUAUAACUAGAUGCCAAAAAUCAGAAGGAAGAGUUGCAGCGUUCUUUGUUUUACCGGCAAUGAGCUGUUUGCGGACAAGGGAUUAAAGCUUGCCGCCGGUUGCAGUGCAACCCGGUCAGCAGCGGGUAGUUCGUAAAUGCACGACAGUCGCCGGCGUGUACGCGUGUCGCUGAUUAUUUUAUAGCACGUUUGGAACUGUGCUCAAUGACAAUAACAGGAGGGGAAACUGCUGGUCGGGCGCAAGUGGCCCUCGCGACAUUUUGUCCGACUGCCCCGUCAACACCUAUGAGAAGGAUCCUUUGCUCGCGCUAACCCAAAACAGUCUGGACACAGCACACGUAUAAUUUACUAGACUCUUUUAAUAAUUCCUCGGA